AUGGUGCUCGGCAGGGCAUGGUGGUUGUGCUGCGUCCGGUGGCUCUGCUCUUGGUUGGCCUUUGUUGGAUCUGGCUUCUGGCGCCGGUGUUUGGCCGUUGUUGGUCUCCGCGAGGUGCAGUUGCGUGCGGCGGCUGCGGUCUCUUCGUCCAUGGGUUGGUUUGUUGGUGGUGCUGGUGGACUUGCCGAAGUCGAUGCAAAAAUGAUGUGCGACCGAGGGGGUGUGGAGCUUGGAGAAGACAAGAUCGAGAAGCUCAUUCUCAAGAAGUUCUCGAAGUUCACGAAGAGCAAGGAUGACAAGACAGUUGUUCAUGAGGAGUACAGGUCCGACGGCGAGGAGAACAACGAUGGGGAGAAUGUGGGUACAACUGUCGUUAUUGUGCAAUCCACUUCCUCCCCCUCUACCGCCGGCCUCUUUGAUGCCCCCAACGAGAACAAGCCCAUCACUUAUCGGUGCCUCAUGGCUAAAGAGUACUAUAUAGCCCGCCACGCACAGCCAAGCGAGACACUCUCAAAGUUCCCAUCGCCGAUCUCCACUUCUCCAGGAGCCGCACGAAACGACAUGGUGGCUACGAUCGAGGACCUGCACGCGGACGUGCUGGCCUGCGCGCUGCGCCGCCUCGACGGCCGCUCGCUGGCCGCCGCGAGCUGCGCCACGGCGGGGCUCCGCGCGCUCGCCGCGGACCCGGACACGUGGCGCGCGCUUUGCCUCGCCGAGUGGCCGUCCCUCGCGGCCCAGCACUGGCUCCUCUCCGCGGUGCCGCCGCGCCGCCUCUUCGCCGACGCGUCCCCUUUCCCUUGCCCGGACGCCGGGGAGCCCGGCGCCGGCGGCCUCCCCGCGAGGCUCGUCUCCGCGGUGGACGUGUACUACAGGGGCGAGCCCGUGCUGUACCGCGUCGUGGAGACGCCCGCGUCGUCGCCGUGGUUCCUCAGCUCGCCGUUCCGCGUCGAGGCCGUGGACUGCAAGAAGCCGGCGCCGGUGGCGGCGGCGUUCUCCCCGGCGGAGUUCGAGCUGAGCUGGGUGGUCGUCGACCCCGCCCGCGGCCGGGCGGUGAACGUGUCGAGCAGGCGGGCGGUGGCCCUGGGCCGGCACUGGUACACCGGCGAGAUGCUGGUGCGGUUCGCGGUGGUGCUGGGAGGGUGCAACUUCGAGACCACCGUGGCCUGCUCCGAGGAGGCCGGGCACGUCAGCGAGGUCAGCCUCGCUGUGGAGAACGCCGACGGCGCGGCGGUGAGCGGCGAGGGCGCCCUCCGGCUGCUCGCCGCGGCAAUGGAGGGGCGGAGGAGGGGAGGCGAGAGAGAGCGGGAGGAGGCCAAGGCGAGGUACGAGGUGUUCGUCAAGAGCAAGAAGGGGAGGAAGGAGAGCAAGGCGCGAAGAGAGGUGCUCGUUGACCUGUGCUGCUCCGCCGCCAGCGCUGUCGCCGUGCUGGCCUUCUUCGCCACCGUCGUGCUCCGGUGACAAGUUCUUUUUGCCACCGACGGGCGGAUCCAGCAAUGAGUUCAUUCAUGCAUGAUGUAGGUGCACAGUAGGCAUCAUGCGGGAAAUGAAUUGUUUUGUGUAAGAUUCCUAUAUGGUAUUUCUGCGCUCCAAAUAAGACGGCAUCAAAGCAAGAACUAACGUGUAUUUACAUCUUCUCCCUGGCAGCUAGAGUGUGUACAUCCAUUCUAGUGACAAAGUUUUCCUCCUAAUAAAUUUAGGUGAAAAUGACAGAGAAGUGGAGAGACAGAAAAAUCUGCCAUGCAA
Messenger RNA from Aegilops tauschii subsp. strangulata, 1743 nucleotides. Its product is annotated as probable F-box protein At2g36090. Gene Ontology annotation, molecular function: protein binding. Lineage: Eukaryota; Viridiplantae; Streptophyta; Magnoliopsida; Poales; Poaceae. The record is from RefSeq and is a predicted model, not a curated record.